Molecule: messenger RNA, 1452 nt
Organism: Alternaria arborescens
Lineage: Eukaryota; Fungi; Ascomycota; Dothideomycetes; Pleosporales; Pleosporaceae
Exons: 1
Coding region: 1-1452 (483 amino acids)
Source: RefSeq, a predicted model, not a curated record
AUGACCACGUCCCAGAAUUAUGAAGAGAGGAAGCAUGGCUUCGAUCGAGACGCGUUGCCUAUAGCUUUUCAAGAUGCGGCUGCGAUGGCGUGGAGCCUCAACAUACACUAUAUAUGGAUCGACACUCUUUGCAUAAUCCAGGAUGAUGCCGCGGAUUGGGAAGAGCAGGCUGCGAAGAUGGGACAGAUCUUUGAGGGCGCUGCCAUCACAAUCGCAGCCUCUUUGUCCACGGAUCCGUAUCAGACUUUUUUUACAGCACGGGAAUCCUCGUAUCAGGAAGCCGAAUUAUAUAGCGAGUUCAAGGGAGAACUUACCGAUGUCGUUUUCAAAGCAAGGAGGAAGAUUACUCGAGGAAUUCACGCCAAAGUUGGGCGUUCGAGGGACAUUGAUCCACUUGACCAACGCGCAUGGGGUUUGCAAGAGAAAAUGCUCUCCAGACGACUUAUAGCCUUCACCGGGGCAGAAUUGCAAUGGACGUGUAGAACACUCAAGGCGUGCGAAUGCCACCAUAAUACAUCUCCAUCGCAACCACUAUUUCCCACGCCUACUGGACCGAUAGCUGCCAACGAUUUCGUGAAACUCUCCAAGAGUUGGAGCCAGAUCGUCGAAGAAUACUCAACCCGCAAAUUGAGGUACCCUGCCGACAAGCUACCAGCUUUGGACGGUUUAGCAAGCAAAUUUGGGACUGCAACUGGAUGGACGUACAUCGCUGGUGGAUGGAGAGAGACUAUACUCUAUGAUCUAGUCUGGCAACGCGACCUUGGACCAACCGUGUCAUCUGCAGGCCGGCGCGGCCCCAGUUUCUCGUGGGCAUCCUCGCCUGGCGCUGUCAACUUUCGGUUUGCGCGUCACUCGUAUCCUGGUUAUCGAAUUGAACACACGACAUUUAUCGAUUUCGGUUACAGAAGUGCUGGCAAACAUGUAUAUAGCAAGGCACCGGACGCAUGGUUGAGGAUUCGAGGUCACACUGUGUCAGCUGUGUUGCGACGAUCUUCUCACGAUUUUCAAGCAUACAAAAUUUGCAUCGAUGAAGCGACGUACUCGCCAAGUACAGAUCAGCGGGCCACUUGUGAAUUCUCUAUCGAUGCUUCGAUACCGUACUACGAUACGAAGAGAACUCCCGGAGCAUUAGAAAACCGACCAAAUGAAGGGUCGAAUGGACCUGACGAUCAUGACAAAGAGCAGUCGAUUCUACUCCUAAGCCUUUACUCUAUCCAUCACCAGAGACACCUGUACCAUAAUUUCUUGAUACUUGAGAGAUCUGACGACGAUGUUGACUCUUAUCGGAGGAUUGGUGUAGGUACAGGUAAGAUGUACCGUGGUAAGGGCUGCGAGGAUAGUUUUCCAAGCGAGCGGCAGCUAGUCAGACCGUUUGAGUGGUUGUUACAAGAUCUCGAAAAGGGUGGUCGCCGCUUCGCUGACAUCGUGGAACGAGACCUGAGCGUACGAUAG